Molecule: messenger RNA, 1417 nt
Organism: Paramormyrops kingsleyae
Lineage: Eukaryota; Metazoa; Chordata; Actinopteri; Osteoglossiformes; Mormyridae
Gene: cops6
Product: COP9 signalosome subunit 6
Biological process (GO): protein deneddylation
Cellular component (GO): COP9 signalosome
Molecular function (GO): metallopeptidase activity; protein binding
Source: RefSeq, a predicted model, not a curated record
UGGCAUACAUAAAAUGGUCUUGUUUACCGAACAUGCGCAGUCCGUUCGUUCCAGUACAAGAUGGCGACCAGUAACGGAGGGGGAAUGGAGGUGGACGGAGAAUCAGCCAGCCCCGGGGUGAUGGCCUCGGGGGUGACGGGGAGUGUGUCGGUGGCCCUUCAUCCACUUGUGAUCCUCAACAUCUCUGACCACUGGAUCCGAAUCCGUUCUCAGGAGGGCCGGCCGAUGCAGGUGAUUGGUGCCCUCAUUGGAAAGCAGGAGGGCAGGAACAUUGAGGUCAUGAACUCUUUUGAGCUCCUUUCCCACACAAUGGAUGACAGAACACACAUCGACAAGGAAUACUACUACACCAAAGAGGAGCAGUUUAAGCAGGUCUUUAAGGACCUGGAGUUCCUGGGUUGGUACACGACUGGCGGCCCUCCUGACCAAUCAGAUAUCCACGUUCACAAGCAGGUGUGUGAAAUCAUUGAGAGCCCUUUGUUUCUCAAGCUGAAUCCCAUGACAAAGCAUACAGAUCUACCAGUCAGCGUGUAUGAGUCUGUGAUCGACAUUAUCAAUGGAGAGGCGACUAUGCUGUUCGCCGAACUGACCUACACACUGGCUACAGAGGAAGCAGAGCGUAUUGGGGUUGACCAUGUGGCACGAAUGACCUCCACUGGCACUGGAGAGAAUUCCACUGUGGCGGAGCACCUCAUAGCACAGCACAGCGCCAUCAAAAUGCUGCACAGCCGAGUGAAGGUCAUCCUGGAAUAUGUCAAGGCUGUGGAGGCAGGAGAGGUUCCCUUCAACCACGAGAUCCUGAGAGAGGCCAAUGCGCUAUGCCACCGGCUACCUGUCCUGAGCACCCUCAAGUUCAAGACAGAUUUCUAUGAUCAAUGUAAUGAUGUUGGUCUCAUGGCAUACCUGGGCACCAUCACCAAGACCUGCAACAGCAUGAACCAGUUCAUCAACAAGUUCAAUGUGCUGUAUGACCGACAGGGCAUCGGACGUAGGAUGAGGGGACUGUUCUUCUGAGGAGGCACUGGGCAUGUUGCUGAUACUGCUGUUAUUUAUUUUUGUGCGUCUGAGUGAAGCACUGGGCUGCACUCAUACCCACAGAGGGUCUUUAUACCCAGUUUUGUACCCAGUCAUUCACUGAUUGCCAGUCUUUUGCUUCAGAGUUUGCUGCCUGCCUUGGAAGACCCUGCAUAAUUUGGAUUUUUAUUGGACAUCUUAGCAAUUGCGUUUUCUUUAGUUUGCAUAAACAAUAAUUUUGCAAUAGAGGUAUGUGUAAAUUUUUACACGUUAAAACAAGUUGCAAAUUUUGAAGAGAUGUCUGUUAAGAAGCUGUUUUUUUUUUUUUACUCCAAAAGCCAAUUUUAUGUCCCCUGUACUCAUUUAUGUUAUGUUAUUAAAAGUUUGCUCUCCAGUUUUUGUA